GGACCUGACCCUUCAGCUCCACAGUUUGCUGUAGUCAUGACUGUUGCCCCAAUGAAGACUUGCCUGCUGGGGGCCGUCACACUCGCCCUCCUCCUCGCAGGAGCGAAGGCGCAGUGUGACAAUGUUGUUUUCGGCAACAAGUGGCCGGGCAACUACCAAGCGGACUUCAGUGCUGUAGCUCCCGUGGACAUCAACGGUCUUACUUUGGAUUUUGCCUUCAGUCAACCCGUAGAUUCCAUAGACUACUACCAGGGGCAGGUGACCAAGAAGGACGACACACAUUUCACCCUCAAUGGCCCACAAAUCAACGCGGGUUCAGGAGAUGAGAUCAAAUUCACCUUCCAAGUGCACUACUCCGGCGUGCUGCCUCUUAUUAUCAACGAGGUGAUGAACGGCGUAGAAAUCUGUGACGCGGCCUUCACCACUCCUUCCCCGCUGCCGAAUCCUUGUGAUGAAACGGGUAUGAAGCCUUAUGACUACAGCCAGGUACUGUGUAUGUCGUAUUUGUUCUACGAGGCCCAGCGGUCAGGUCCUCUGCCUGCAGACCAGAGGAUCACCUGGCGAGGCGACUCUGCCCUUGGCGACGGCUCUGAUGUAGGUCACGACCUUACUGGCGGCUAUUAUGACGCUGGCGACCACGUGAAAUUUGGUUUUCCUAUGGCCUACACCUCCACUGUCCUGGCUUGGGGCCUAAUUGACUUUGCUGAUGGACACGAGGCUGCCGGUCAGACGGAGUACGCUCAGGCUGCGGUCAAGUGGACCACCGACUACUUCCUCAAGGCUCACACUGCCAAAGACGAAUUCUACGGUCAGGUGGGGAAAGGCGACCUUGAUCAUUCCUACUGGGGUCGACCUGAGGACAUGAUCAUGGAACGUCCUUCCUACAAGAUUGAUGAAGCUCACCCAGGUAGUGAUCUGGCAGCUGAGACAGCCGCUGCCCUCGCCGGAGCAUCUAUAGUCUUCAAGGAGAAGGAUCCAGCCUACGCCGCUAAGGCUUUGGAUGUGGCCAAGGAGCUCUACGAGUUUGCAGACAAAUAUCGUGACUUGUACGACAACUCCAUCACAGACGCCACCAGCUACUACCACUCGUGGAGUGGAUACGGUGACGAACUUUGCUGGGCGGCUCUGUGGCUGGCACGAGCAACAGGCGACGACGAAUACCUCACCCGCGCCCGUGGCCACUGGGAAGAGUUCAACCUAUCUGGAGCUGUGGUUCAGUUCUCAUGGGACGACAAGAGGGCUGGAGUCUUCGCACUCUUCUGGCUGCUUGACGGCUCCAGUGAGUACUCAGACCCUCUUAACAAGUUCCUGGACUGGCUGAAGAAUGAGGCGUCGUAUACCCCUGAGGGUCUGGUUUACUUGGACAGUUGGGGCGCCAACCGUCACGCUGCCAACGUUGCUUUUCUCUCCCUCUGGGCUGGUAAGAAUGGUUUUGACACAGAAGCCAACCAGAAGUGGGGGAGGGAACAGAUCGGUCAACUGCUGGGCGCCAACUCCCGUUACCACAGGUCCUUCGUGGUGGGCUUCGGCGAGGACCCCCCUGAGAGGCCCCAUCACCGCUCCAGCUCCUGCCCAUACCCCCCAGCAGACUGUGGAGGCGCUUUCGAAAACCCCGGUCCCAACCACCACGUUCUGUACGGCGCCCUUGUCGGUGGUCCAGCACAGAAUGGCGAUUACACAGAUGACCGCAAGGACUACGUCCACAACGAGGUUGCCUGCGAUUAUAAUGCUGCGUUCACCGGGGCUCUGGCCGCCCUCGUCGAGAUCAGUUAAUCGUAUUAGUCUGAUUGUCUACACUAUCUUGGAAAUAACUUAUUGCGUUCUAUUCUCUCUUUCAUCUCUGUUCAUACUCAUUAGGUUAUAUUAGAAUGUUUACAUUCUUGAAGUUAUUGUAAUGAAGUUAAUAUAAAUAUACUGUAUUGUG
This is a messenger RNA of Homarus americanus (American lobster), 1924 nucleotides long. Its product is annotated as endoglucanase E-4-like. Gene Ontology annotation, molecular function: polysaccharide binding; hydrolase activity, hydrolyzing O-glycosyl compounds. The coding region runs from base 37 to 1773 and encodes 578 amino acids. The transcript has 15 exons. NCBI's taxonomy places the organism in Eukaryota, Metazoa, Arthropoda, Malacostraca, Decapoda, Nephropidae. The record is from RefSeq and is a predicted model, not a curated record. Gene Ontology annotation, biological process: carbohydrate metabolic process.